AUGAAACAAAUACACAAUGUAAUUGAGAACCAUACAUUUAAACUACAUGAAGUUGAAGAGUCGUCCAGUAAUAUAUAUGAUAGUAACCUCCAAUCUACUGAAUAUGUUGAUAUAAAUAAUAUAGGUCAUAUGGGAUUACUUAACAAUGAAUUUUCAAUAAACUCGGAAAUACUUUGUGACCAUUCUAUUUCUAAUGCUAACUUUCAGGUUUCAUGUACUAGUAGUGAUCGGAUACUUUUUUAUGUAAUUUGUCAUCCUUUACUUUAUCAAAUUCCCAGAAGGAUUUAUUAUAACAGAAAAGAUUGCUUCAUGUAUAUUGGUAUAUCCUUAAGUGAUUAUCUAAAAGUAGAUCCAUUAUCUAGUGAUAAUACACCUAUCAUAUAUUGUAAUGGAUAUAUUAUCAUUAAAUUUGAUGAUAUAAAUGCAAUUAUAACAGCAACACAUCUCUGGAUAUUUAAUCCUGAUAAUUCAUGUGUAAUAUCCAUAUGUGAAAAUAUUGUAACAAGUACGUAUUGUGACAAGGCAUUUAUUCAUAGUGAUUGCUCAUCAGACUCAGAUUUUAAUAAUCCAACUAGGGAAUCUUCAUCACUAUCAAAUAUUUGUAAUAUCUUAUGUUAUGAAUGUAAAAUAAGAAAUUCAAAUAUUUAUAUAGAUACAGAAAAUAAUAAUGAAAACAAGCAUUAUUCAAAUAUUACCAGAUAUGGAAAUAUGAUUAAUAGAAAAGAAAAACAACCUACAUCUUUAGAAAAUGAUAAGAUUAAUUAUGAUAAUAUAAAGUCUAUUAAAUCUAUUAAUGAAAAAAUUCAUUAUACAAUUGGAUGUAUUAUAUGUGAAAAAUUUUUUUUAAUAGAAAAUAAUACAAACUCACAUUUAAAUAGGUUUAAUCAAAAAGAUGAAUCAAAAUAUAUAAAGAAAUCAUUUGCUGCAAUAUGCCUUUAUGUUAUUUUAGAAAAGUGUUGUGAAAAAAUUCAUAAUUACUUAACUCAAAUAAAAAGUGAAUUUUUUCAGGGAUUAAGACAUGGAGUUAAGUAUAAUAAGUGGUACCUUUACCCAUGGCGUUUUACUUUUUCUUCAUUCUCAAAGAAAAUGUGCCUAAAAAGAGAUGUUGAUACUCUAGAAAGAAGUAUUACUAGCUUACAAAAUUGUCUAAAAAAUAUUCAAUCACAAAUUGAGAAAUCUUAUCAAAAGAAAAAAAAAUUUGUUUUAAGUUCAGAUGAGUGGGAAGAAAUUAUUUUACAUUAUAUAACAAAAUUUAAUGGUUAUACAAUACAAUUAAGCAGAGUAAAAAGUUCAAUAAAUGUGAAUGAACAAUUAUCGAAUCUUUAUUUAAAUUUUAAAAGAAAUGAAUACAUGUACACAGCCCUAAGAAUUUCCUUAAUUACUUUAGCCUGCUCUAUUGCAUCAGUUAUAACUGGUCUUUUUGGAAUGAAUCUUUUAACUGGACUUGAACAAGACCCUAUUGCAUGGUAUAUUGUUACAUUUGGAAUAAUAAUACCAAUAAUGUUGUGGGGUGUAGCAGGAUGGUUUACAGGGACACUUUGUAAACAUGACAUUACAGAUAUAUCUAUACAGAUGGAAUAA
Molecule: messenger RNA, 1581 nt
Organism: Cryptosporidium muris RN66
Lineage: Eukaryota; Apicomplexa; Conoidasida; Eucoccidiorida; Cryptosporidiidae
Exons: 3
Coding region: 1-1581 (526 amino acids)
Biological process (GO): magnesium ion transport
Molecular function (GO): magnesium ion transmembrane transporter activity
Source: RefSeq, a predicted model, not a curated record